This is a messenger RNA of Electrophorus electricus (electric eel), 3118 nucleotides long. RefSeq names its product TNF receptor-associated factor 6 (gene traf6). The record is from RefSeq and is a predicted model, not a curated record. Gene Ontology annotation, molecular function: ubiquitin protein ligase activity; zinc ion binding; tumor necrosis factor receptor binding. Lineage: Eukaryota; Metazoa; Chordata; Actinopteri; Gymnotiformes; Gymnotidae. Gene Ontology annotation, biological process: lipopolysaccharide-mediated signaling pathway; innate immune response; regulation of apoptotic process. Gene Ontology annotation, cellular component: plasma membrane signaling receptor complex.
CAGUGCUAUCGUGAUACAGGAAGAGGUAGUACUUCACAAGUUCUGACGCUCUUAGCCAACAAGAUGGCAUGCAGUGAAAUGCACAAAUCCAGUCUUGAAGAUUCCUGUGGCGAGUAUGAAAUGUCGAGCUGUGCAGCCGCUAUGGAGAAGGAGUCCUACCUGAGUCCCACAGAGAACCCCUCCACCCUUAGUGUGUCAUCCAACCUUCAACCAGACCAGCAGGGCUAUGAUGUCGACUUUGACCCCCCACUGGAAAACAAGUAUGAGUGUCCCAUUUGCCUGUUGGGUCUUAGGUCAGCUGUGCAGACACCCUGUGGCCAUCGAUUCUGUAAUAGCUGUAUUAAAAAAUCCAUUAGGGACACAGGGCAGAAAUGUCCAGUUGACAAUGAAGUGCUCACAGAAGACCAGCUUUUCCCAGAUAAUUUUGCCAAGCGGGAAAUCCUGUCUCUCAUUGUACGCUGCCGUAACACUGGCUGUAAUGAGAAAAUGGAACUUAGGCACUUGGAGAGUCACUUGCACCUCUGUAAGUUUGCCACAUUGCCAUGUGAUCAGUGCCAGGAAUCUGUGCGGAAGAGUGAGCUGGAAAACCACAAAGCUCAGGAUUGUUUACGACGCCUGGUGACUUGCCCAGACUGUGCAGAGAUGAUCGCCUAUGCUGACAAACAGUUUCAUGAGCAAAUGUGUCCCUUUGCAAAUACAAUAUGUGACUACUGUAACAUGGAGCUCAUUCGGGAUCAGUUGGCAUCACACUGUGACACAGACUGUCUGAAAGCUCCUGUUGCCUGUACUUUCAGUAUGUUUGGUUGUAGGGAAAAGAUGGCAAGGAGUGACCUGGCCCUUCACAUGCAGCAGUUCACACAGAUGCACAUGCGCUGCAUGGCUGAUUUCCUGCGCAACCAGAUCCUUAACGGCUGUCUGCUCACAGUGCCCGCGCCGACGUCCUCUCCAGCCGAAGAGCGUGGUGCUUCUGGCCGGCCGGGCGAGCCGUGCCAGUGCGGUCAGCAGCUGCAGCAGAUGCGGGAGACAGUACUGGAGCUGGAGGGCCGCUUGGUACGUCAGGACCACCAGUUGCGGGAGCUAAGCAUCCGCAAUGAGACACAGCAAUCCCAGCUAGCGGAGUUCCGCAAGAAGCUGGCCUCGCUGGAGGAGUCCACGCACGAGCUGGAGGCGCAGCAGUACCAGGGCGUCUACGUGUGGCGCCUGGACAACUUCUCAACCCACCUCCGCAACCAGGAGUUGGGACACCCCGUGGUGCUCCACAGCCCGCCGUUCUACACAGGCCGGCCGGGCUACAAACUCUGCCUGCGGCUGCACCUUCAGACACCCAGCGCGCCCCGCUGUUCCAACUACAUUUCACUGUUUGUGCACACCAUGCAGGGGGAGUUUGAUAGCCAGCUCUCCUGGCCCCUCCAGGGUACCAUCCGGCUGGCCGUGCUGGACCAGGAGGAGGGGCAGCACCACAUCGAGGUGAUGGAGACUAAGCCGGACCUCCAGGCCUUCCAGAGGCCCACUGUGCAGCGCAAUCCCAAAGGCUUCGGCUAUGUCACCUUCAUGCCGCUGCAGGCCCUGCGGCAGAGGAGCUUUGUCAAAGACGAUGUGCUGCUGGUACGCUGUGAGGUCACACCGCGUUUUGACACGAGCCUCAGGAGAGAGGGAGUGCAACCUCGAGGCUCCGAGCCAUCGCUCUGAGCGCAUCUGAGCCACUCCACUUUAUUUUCUACAAGUUCUCAUAAACACGCUGUUUAUAUAAAGAUUCAGGCAGAUGUUUAAAGUAAUUUUAUUUUUAUGUCAGUGUGUUGUUCCUCAAGAGACUAUUUUGAAUAUGUACACAAGAUAUAACAGUAAUAGUUUUAAACCCCUGCACAUAGUUAAGUAUUCCUUCAUAAAUUAUGGCAGUUUAGCUGUAUAUACUGCUAAACAGGUAAUUACAUUCUGAACUAUUAAGCAGGUCAUGCUGAUGGCACUGGAAUUGUUGGCUUGUUGGUUGCCAAGAUGCAGGUACUGUCUUUCUGAUCAGAGAACUUAAAGUAGAGUAGUACUCAGCUAGGACUUGGGAGCCAUAGUGUUAAAGGGCUUCAUAGUAGUUCUUUAUGAACCUUUAUAAUCAUGACAAUGAACGUAACAUAGGUCACACAACAAUCCAUCUUGGGCUAUUUUCAGUGGGAAUGGCCUACCCAAGGCAAGUUUCAACCAUCACAAUAUAGCCAGCAUGUCAGUAACGCUCCUACAUGCAUCAACAAGAGGCACCCCAACCUUUCUUGCUCAAAUAUUUUCAAAAGCAGCAGACUAGAGGCAUCCAGAGAAGAACCUGUAGUUUCAAUAUUUUUGGUAUGUAUUGAUGUCUUGUGAUUCACUCCAAUUUACUUCACAUUGAGUCCAGUUUACAGAGAACAGAAAGCUAAUUCAGGACCUUAACAAUUCUUUCAUGCUCUUCAUUUUUUAUGCUAUGGUGUUCAAAUUAAGUACAAUGCCAAAUGUCUUAUCUGAAAUCUGUGAAGUGCAUCUUGAGGUGUGUGGCACGAUGAAAGGAGAUGGUGAAAACCACUGUGGCCUAAAUACCCUUACUAAAGUUGUAGUACAUUAGAUACAUUUCGUAACACCCUUGCUUUUUGUUCCUUGUCCUUUUGUUCAGAUUUUAUGUAAAGGCAUUUUCUUUGAAAAAAAAAAAAUGCUAUGUGCUACUGUAUCUGAAUAAUCUAGAGGAGAAAGUGUAAUGGCCUUCACAAGGUUUUAAGAGCAUUUUAUUCUAUUUUCACAUUGAAUCACAGUUUCUAGUUAGAAAUCAGUUGAUGCCAAAAAAUAAUAAAAUGCAGAAUACACUUUAAAUUUUUAAUGAACCCAUGAGAUGAACCAUGCCAAACGUGGCUAUUAACAAUUAAAGCUUUUUAAAAUGACCUUUUUUAUAUAAUGUGCCUAUAGUGACGAAAGAUCAUUGUAUAGCAGUGCUAAUGUGGGUCGUCUACUGACUAAAUACAUGCCGUAAAAUUCACUGACUAAUUUUAUCUGUUUUCUCUGAUUAUCAGCUGUGUGUAAAACCAAUAAACAUUUUAAUAUAUAAAAAUUAAGAAAAGUACAAGAUUUAUCCUUUCUUAUAUUAAUUCGUUAAUUUUCAGAGGGU